Messenger RNA from Diuraphis noxia (Russian wheat aphid), 719 nucleotides. Its product is annotated as E3 ubiquitin-protein ligase RFWD3-like. Gene Ontology annotation, biological process: protein ubiquitination; interstrand cross-link repair. NCBI's taxonomy places the organism in Eukaryota, Metazoa, Arthropoda, Insecta, Hemiptera, Aphididae. The record is from RefSeq and is a predicted model, not a curated record. Gene Ontology annotation, cellular component: nucleus. Gene Ontology annotation, molecular function: protein binding; ubiquitin-protein transferase activity.
GUGAAUGAACCACUGUGGUCAUGUUGUUGGACUGGUGACAAUACCAACAUGUUGGUUGCUGGUGGUCAGAUGGGUUCCUUAUAUUAUAUUGACCGCAGGUAUAUGAAAUUGUUUAACGCUGAUCAGUCUCGAAAACUUGGUUGUGUUUCUCUCAUCUCCAUCCCACCAUCAACUUCUCGAGCUUUCAUUUAUGGUGGGUUCUUGAAAACCAGAAUGGACUAUUUAUCUAUGUUUGAACAAGAACCUGGCAAAGAAAUGCAUUGCUACACAGAGACUGAAUUGCCAUUAAAAGGACUCUGGACUAAUACUUCUUAUGACUACAAUUCUAAUCUCAUUCUAUCAACAUCCAAACCUUAUGGUCCCAACAAGUCUGUCAGACAUAUUGUGUCUAAAAUAGCAGAUUACAAUACAGAAGGACCUGUAGUAACUCCGGUUGUCACUUUUUAUGCCGGUGAUAAGGCUACACAUUUGUCCCGCUCAUGUUUGGUGMCARCCACUGGUGCUUCCUAUGAAGACACACUUGCUUGUAGUUUUGAUGAAAAAUCAAAAACCAUCAAGGUAUUUAAUGUCAAUCAGGGAACCAAUCCUCACAAUUUCCAAGUAAAUGAAAACUUUUUGGAUUUAUGCCCCUUACCUGGUAUGAUGAAUAGCGGUAGACGAUUAUUGGCUGGUUUGUCAGAAAAUGCUGUUAAUUUGUUCACUGUUUAGAAAAAAAAAAA